Messenger RNA from Magallana angulata, 1359 nucleotides. RefSeq lists its product as uncharacterized. NCBI's taxonomy places the organism in Eukaryota, Metazoa, Mollusca, Bivalvia, Ostreida, Ostreidae. The transcript has 2 exons. The coding region runs from base 981 to 1322 and encodes 113 amino acids. The record is from RefSeq and is a predicted model, not a curated record.
UAUACACUGGCCCACUUAUUUUCCGCAACAUAAUGCAUGACCAAAUGUAUCAACAUUUCCUAGCUCUAACGGUUGCCAUGUCAAUAUUACUUGACUCCAGAGAUGCUUCUAGGAAUCACUACCUGAAUUAUGCAAAAGAAUUGCUUGAAUACUUUGUCAAGAAAGCACCCCAGAUAUACGGAGAGACAUUUACUACCUACAACAUUCACUCUCUUGUACACAUAAGUGAUGAUGUUAAAAAUUAUGGUGUUUCACUAAAUGAACUAAGUGCCUUUAGAUUUGAAAACUAUCUUCAAAAGUUAAAGAAAUUUGUGAAGAAAGCACAAAAUCCUAUUGCUCAAGUUGCUAAACGGUUGUUUGAACUGGAAAGAACUACUGUCAAACCAUGGAUGAAUGUUUCAACAACCUAUCUUUCCACAAAAAGAAAAGACAGUUGUUUACUUUUAAAAGAUCAGUCGUUUGCAUUUUUGCAAGGAAAAAGAGAAAAUGGAGAAUUGAUAUGCAAAGUUGUUUCACAACAGAGACUGGAAAAUUUAUUUAUUAAUCCAUGUGAAUCGAAAUUAAUAAAUGUUGCCGUUGUGAAAAACACAACAUUGCAGAGGCAUGGACGGGAAAAAAUAAUCAGAAAGCAUGUCAUAGAUAGAAAAGUUGCAUGUUUGCCUUGUGAUGGGAAAUAUGUGCUGUUUCCUUUGCUGCAUGGAAUUGAAAGGCAAUAUUAGGAUAAGGUUGGUUUUUAGCACUAUCAAGUAUUGUAAAGAGAGAUAUAUAUUGCUAAAUUAGUUCUACCGGUAAUUGUAAUUUCUUUAAUACUGAAUUGGUGACUUUAUAAUAAAAUAUAUGUCAGAUAAUAAUUUUUUUUAAACAUUACAACUCAAAGAACUCUUUUCUUGUGACAUUGAUGACAAAAAACAAACUAUGUUAUUUAUUGAAAAACAUAAUAUGUUUAAGCAUUUUGCUUAAUUUUGAUUUUUUAAAUUAAGAUGGACAAGAAGUGGGUAAGAGCUGUGUGGAGAGAGGAUGAAAAAGAGAUGGAGCUUGCCAUACCCAGUGUAUGGGUUGAAGGAAAUCGCAUAAGAUGGCCAAAUACAUCAAAUGCAAAAUCUGCACUCAAAGAAUGCAAGAAACCUGCUGACAAAUGGCUUUCAUUUGAUCUGAUAAAGAUCAAGUUUUCAUCAGACGACUAUCGGGAAUGUGAGGACUAUGAUGAGACGACAGCGGUGGAAUCUGAGUGUGACUCAGAACCAGUAAUGAAAAGGAAACCAAAAAAGAAGGUCAUGAGUGACUUUAUUAUGGGUGAGCUUGCAAUUUAUCUACAAACUUGAAGAUUCUUUUAUUUGUUAUUUACUUUGAUAUUUUGAU